Aspergillus pseudonomiae is the source of this 828-nucleotide messenger RNA. RefSeq lists its product as uncharacterized. NCBI's taxonomy places the organism in Eukaryota, Fungi, Ascomycota, Eurotiomycetes, Eurotiales, Aspergillaceae. The coding region runs from base 1 to 828 and encodes 275 amino acids. The transcript has 3 exons. The record is from RefSeq and is a predicted model, not a curated record.
AUGCUUCCAGCACAGCUUUCACAAGCACAGCACAAUACUCUCUACUCCCCGCUUCCUAAUCUUCGCACUGACGUGAAUUUUGCGACGAAGCACCCCUCCAAUUCCAGGUUUGUCUUGGAUAAACGCCAGAUUUCAAACUGGCCAGACUUUGAAAGGGAGAUGAGGACCUACCUAGCUAAGCACGUUGGGAACAUCGGUAAGUCCACAAUUUUGAAGUCUGGUGAAACCUUCGGCGUCGGCAAUGAGCUUGUUCAGGCGCGCUUUACCCAAAAUGUCUGCCACGUAAUUGCAGAAAUGGUAGAGGAAUUGGGCUAUAAGGUCAAUUUUGCGGAUUACCAGUACGGCCGCAACAGAAGACAAGGGCAAAACAAAAGAAAGCGUACCCUAAUUCGCUCGAGGAGAGUUCCAGAUAUCGUCGUGGUACAUAGCCCGAGUCAUGACAUCCGCAUCAUUGGGGAGAUCAAGACCGCGUGGACAUUCAGGCCCAAGAAGAAGCAGCCCUGGGACGAGUUUUGGCAACUUGCACGCUACAUGGACGACCAUUACUGCCGGUACGGCUUCUUCACGACAUACGACUACGCGUGGUUCCUAAGGCGAACUGACGCCUACCACUUUGUAAUUUCGAAGCCCAUUAGCUCCACAGCCCAUAGUGGCCCAGCAUCAAUCUUUGUCAGGGAGUGCUUUAACUCUUUGGCAAUUCGUGCCACCGAGGGUGCGUCGACAGCAUGGCUGACUAUGUUUGGUCACGAGCUUACCAAAUGUGGGUACCAUCCACCUGGCCGAACAACAGCAGUGUCCAUAGUAGGACAAGUGAUUGCCAAACUGUGA